Molecule: messenger RNA, 830 nt
Organism: Cucumis sativus (cucumber)
Lineage: Eukaryota; Viridiplantae; Streptophyta; Magnoliopsida; Cucurbitales; Cucurbitaceae
Product: auxin-responsive protein SAUR32
Exons: 1
Coding region: 207-509 (100 amino acids)
Biological process (GO): response to auxin
Source: RefSeq, a predicted model, not a curated record
UUACGUUUCAAAGCUUCAAAAAGAAUUAAAAGUGAUGGCAAAAAACUCACCAACCUCCUCCUCCUCUCCACACAAACACUUCAAAGUUCUUUCAAUUUCUCAUCCCAUUUUUCCCUUUAUUUAAUUAUUUUUUCUCUCUAACUUUCAAUUUAUAACUUGAUCAGAAUUCUUCUUCUUUACCAAAUUAUUCAAAGAAAAAAAAAAAGAUGGGGAGUGGAGAAAGAAGCCAAGAGAGUUUCAAGGAUGUUCCAAAGGGUUGUUUGGCAAUCAAAGUUGGCCAUGAAAGUGAAGAGAAGCAAAGAUUUGUAGUGCCUGUCUUGUAUUUCAAUCAUCCUUUGUUCAUUCAACUCCUUAAGGAAGCUGAGGAUGAAUAUGGAUUUGAUCAAAAGGGAACCAUCACUAUUCCUUGUCAUGUGGAACAAUUUAGGUAUGUUCAAGCCUUGAUCGAUCGAGAAACCUCAUUUCAUCAUAAUCAUCACCAUCUCUACGUCCCUUGUUUUAGGGCUUGAAUAAUCUCAUCUUUCAUCAAAAACAAAACAAAUUUGUGACUGUCACAGUUUGACUAAUCAACUUUUGAUGUCAAACGUUGAACUUUAAUUACUUUUUUCUUAAAUGUUGUGAUCGGUUGCGUUGUUUCAAUUAGUCUUUAUCAUCAGAAUAAUUUCUUCCCUUUUUUAGGGUUUUCUUUGUGUAAGGUCUGAGUAAAUGUAUGGGCAAAAUGUAAAAAGUUGGAAUGAUUUUAGUUUCUUUACUUUUUUUUUUUUCUCUCUUGUAAAUGCAUGUCUAAACAUGUCAUGGAAAAAUGAAGUGUUGGUGUCACUUUUUCCUUC